Messenger RNA from Diabrotica balteata, 354 nucleotides. The record is from the annotation of a GenBank genome assembly. Lineage: Eukaryota; Metazoa; Arthropoda; Insecta; Coleoptera; Chrysomelidae.
AUGAACAUAACUCAAAAAGAUAUGAAGCAAGAACAGAAAGAAAUAAAAGUUGAAAUAAGAGAAAUUAAAGACCAACAAAAUAAAACAAACGAAGCUCUACUAAAAUUGACAGUAGAAAACGAACAAUUAAAAAAAGAAAAUCAGGAUAUAAGAAAAGAGAAUUCAGAAAUAAGGAGAGAGUUACAAGAAAUGAAAAAAGCAGUCGAAAUAAUCGAAAAAAAUAGAAGAAAAAACAAUAUUGUAAUGAAUGGUCUAAAAAUGGAUACAAAUGAACCAAGCAUUCUAAAAGAAAGAAUAAAAGAUUUUUUUAAUAAACAUCUUCAAAUUGAUAUCGCACCUAUAACAGUUAAAUAA